Python bivittatus (Burmese python) is the source of this 551-nucleotide messenger RNA. The record is from RefSeq and is a predicted model, not a curated record. NCBI's taxonomy places the organism in Eukaryota, Metazoa, Chordata, Lepidosauria, Squamata, Pythonidae.
GCCAUCACCCUGCGCGAGGCAGGAUGGCGAAGGCCGCAGUAGGCAGCGGCCUUCUGCUGCUCCGCGAGCAAUGCCGGCGCUGCGCCCACAGGGAAGGUGCAGAAGGGAAAUGGGGCUUGCAAUCCAUAUGCUCCCCUUCCAGAUUUUGUAGCACCAGAAUAACUUUGGAUGACAUCAACAAGCCAGUUAUUGACCGAAUAAUCAGAGUGGAUCAUGCAGGUGAAUAUGGGGCAAAUCGCAUUUAUGCAGGUCAAAUGGCUGUGUUAAGCCGAAGUUCAGUAGGACCAGUUAUUCGUCAAAUGUGGGAUCAGGAAAAGGACCAUUUGAAAAAAAUGAAGGAGUUGGUGAUUUUGUACAGAGUCCGCCCGACCGUUUUGUUGCCCCUGUGGAACAUUGCUGGGUUUAUGUUAGGGGUGGGCACAGCUUUACUUGGGAAACAAGCUGCUAUGGCCUGCACAGUAGCUGUAGAAGAAAGUAUCGCUGUGCAUUAUAACAACCAGAUCAGGACUCUCCUAGAAGAAGACCCAGAGAAGUACAAGGAGUUAUUAGAG